AUACGAAGUGGCGUAAAGUGAACCCGAGCAUCUCCGAACUCACCCGAGGUUUACCGAGCCGUCCGUCCAGCCGGACUGCUGGAAGCAGCCGCAACAACGCCAUGUUGAACGAAUCUCCCAUCUUUAUGAGAAAUUCAUAUAAUGCGACUCGCUAAUGUGAUGUUACUACGCAAAGCGGAGCAAACAAACCGGGAGACGGCCAUCUGAGGAGGCGGAGAAGAACAAUUCGACCGGGGAGAUCCAGGGUGGCUGGAGGGGGAUACAAACCCCCUACCGUCCCCAUGCAUAGAGCAGCUACAACCCCCGACUUCAAAGAUAAAAUGACAUUUUGGUACUAACAGCCAGAUCUGAAUGAAAUCCAUGGCAUAAGGAUAUAACGUUACACACGUUCCGGCCUUCGUAGAGAGAAGAAACGGCCAGAUAUUGUUGGAACGUGCGAUCGAUUUCAGCUGCGUAUUGUUUGUUUUGGUUGAAAUUUCUGCAAUGAGUUUGCCACCGAAACCGGUCGCUGUCGCUGUUAGUGGACACGUAACCGGACCGGCACCGCCAACGCAACUCCGCGCAGCGCUGACCUCCGUGUCGUUACCACCGGGAGCCCAGAGCGCUCCUCCGCCGUCAGCCGUGCCGCCUACCCAGAUCCCUCGAGCAGCGCUAUCACUAGAGGAGCGCAUGUUUCCCGCCCACUCUGGGGUGACGGCGGUCUACAGUGUAUCCAGACACCCUGGUCCUCCAUACCCAGGUCACGACCUCGGCAAAACUCACCCUAAUUUGGCAGGCACCCCUCCCGGCCAUGCCACGUCCCCAGCCCUCUCUCAGGUAUCGGUCCCUGCCGCCCCCUCGUACCGCUUCCUAAAGGGCUGGGAGACAGGUGGAGGGCCUCCAUAUAACCCAGCUCAGAAUGCAGGCUCCGCCCCUCUGGUGUACUCACCACAGACGCAGCCAAUGAACAUACAGCCGCAAACUCGGCCGUUUGUGACGGGGCCUCGGCCGACCCACCAUCAGUUCCUCCACAGGACUCAGUUACAGCCAGCACGGCCUGCCCUUCCUACCAACAGCCCCUCUAUUCGGCCAGGCUCACAGACCCCAACGGCUACGGUUUAUCCUUCCAACCAGCCCAUCAUGAUGACUAUGACGCAUAUGCCCUUUCCUACCCAGACACACCAAUACUACAUUCCUCAGUAUCGUCAUAGUGCACCUUACGUGGGACCCCCGCAGCAAUAUGCCAUCCAGCCGCCAGGGUCUGGAACCUUCUACCCAGGACCCGGCCCUGGGGAAUACCCUGCUCCAUAUGCUGCCGGGCCGCCAUAUUACUUCUCCCAGAUUCGGAUCCGAGACCCCAACCAGGGUGGAAAGGACAUCACAGAGGAAAUUAUGUUUGGAAGCCGGAAUCCUACUCCUCCUACAGGGCACCUGGUCUCCACCUUAACCCCACCUGCAGGACGGCCCUCCUCAACACCAACCCCACCCACAGGACACCUGUCCUCCACACCCACCCCUCCACAGCCAAGAAACUGUCAGACCCCUGAACGAACAACAUGUGUCAACUCACCUCAGAGACUCUCAGAGAGCCCUGCACCAGUGGAUGGCAAACCUAGUUUAGAUGACAGGCCAAAAAUGGAGUCUGGUCCUAUAAAGCCUGUAUCUCCUGGGCCUAGGCCUUCAGAUUCCACUUUAGAGAAAGGAAAUGCCCCAAGUCUUCCAUUACUAGCCUCUUCUUCUCCAGAGUUGGCCUCUGAUGUUCCCUCCUAUCCUUCAAGUGGAUGCAUUAAACCAACUGCUGCGGAAGAACUGGAAGUUAUUUCUCCUUCAACUACCAAGGCUCAGGCGCAUCUGGUUAAUUCUGGUGGGGACUCUAUUCCUGAAACUUCUCUCAGACUCUCUGCUUCACACUCAACGUCCCUCAAAGUGGUAAAUGGCCUUGCCGAGUCUCAAACUCCUUUAUCAAGCUACGAAGAACCUGAGGUCCAGGAAGCCCUGAAGAUAUCAUUGUCCCGCGAGGUUCAGCUGCCAACCCAGGGUACGUCAUCCACGGAGGAGUCCAGUCAGGAAGUUCCAGUGGCCUUGGAGGAGCUCCAGACAAAGCACCUCCCUUCUCUAGCUGUACUUGUGCCCUUGAUCCCAACCGUACAGGCCUCUUCAAGCACCUCCUGCACCACUACUGUCCUUGGACCACCACCUGGUUUGGCACCACUUGUGCAGCCAGUUGUCCUUGAGGUGCCAGAGCAAAACAAGUCAUCGGACAAUGUCCAAAUAAAGGUUCAGGAUGCUUCAGAAUCACAAACUCAGAACAACUCUAGAAAGUUCAUACCCUCAGCCCAAGCUGUUUCUGUUGUACCAAAGUCUUGGAAGAAACCAAAUGAAGAUGUUCUGAUGGUGGAAACACUGCCAAAGGAAAAUGAGGAGGAGACCUCAAAGGACAGCUCUGCUGGUGAUGAGAUGGUCUUACAACCAACCUUAGGGACCUACAGCAGCCCAUUUACAGUGCCUGAGCACCAGGAGAAGCUCUCAGAGGAGAAUGGUGAGACUGAAACGGAGCCUUUCAGGAAUGGGGUGGAGACAGAGAGCACUGACAGUGGCGUUACACUCGGGGACAGCAGGGGGUCCAUGUGUUCACCCACUCCACUCAUGCAGGAAGGUCUUGUGCAGUCUAAUGGAAAGAGACAGUAUGACCGGGACUUCCUGUUGGGUUUUCAGUUUAUGCCGGCCUGUGUGCAGAAGCCAGAGGGACUGCCUCAAAUCAGUGAUGUGGUGCUAGACAAGGUGGUUUUUGUUGUUGGUAUUUCUUAUGUUGUCAGAAGAGUUGGAGUCAACUCGAAUUCAGCUGUCUUCAUCGACCUUGUGUUUGAGAAGGCCAUAGAUGAGCCCAGCUUCUCUGUGGCCUACGCCAACAUGUGUCGCUGUCUGACUACGCUAAAAGUGCCCACUGCAGACAAACCUAAUACUACGGUAAACUUCCGGAAGCUGCUAUUGAACCGCUGUCAGAAGGAAUUCGAGAGGGACAAAGUGGACGACGUUGUACUUGAGAGAAAACAAAAGGAGCUGGACUCUGCCACAUCACCUACAGAAAGGGAAAGACUGCAGGAGGAGCUAGAGGAGGCGAAGGACAAGGCUCGGCGUCGCUCCACAGGAAAUAUCAAAUUCAUCGGUGAGCUGUUCAAGCUCAAGAUGCUGACAGAGCCCAUCAUGCAUGACUGUGUGGUGAAACUACUAAAAAACCAUGACGACGAGAGCUUAGAGUGCCUCUGCAGACUCCUCACUACCAUCGGCAAAGACCUUGACUUCGAGAAAGCCAAGCCCCGUAUGGACCAGUACUUCAACCAGAUGGAGAAAAUUGUCAAAGAGCGCAAGACAUCGUCACGGAUACGGUUCAUGCUACAGGAUGUGAUAGAUCUGAGACUGCAUAACUGGGUAUCCCGGAGAGCAGACCAGGGUCCUAAAACCAUAGAGCAGAUCCAUAAAGAGGCCAAGCUGGAGGAACAGGAAGAACAGAGGAAGGUUCAUCAGCAGCUUCUGUCUAAGGACAUAAAGAGGAGGCCAGAUCAGAGAGAUCAGCGCUCGCAGAGGGAGGAGACGUGGAACACUGUGCCCACUACUAAGAACAGCAGGACCAUUGACCCCACAAAGAUCCCCAAGAUCUCCAAGCCUCAAAUCGAUGAAAAGAUCCAGCUGGGUCCACGGGCACAGAUCAACUGGAUAAAGGGCAGCAGUGGUGGAGCCAAAGCUAGUGACUCUGAGUUAACACGCUCUUGCAGUAGCACCCUGAACCGUUAUUCAGCGCUACAGUCGUCCGCGUCUCAGCCCAGCCCACCUCCGGCCCAAACCUCUGAUUCCGAUUCCAGACGCCCACUGGGAAGUCGAGGCAGCACCGGUCGUGAACGCAGUGAAAAGUCGGUGAGUUUGGGGCCGUCACGACCGGGGCCCUUCAGCCGAGGUAGCAGCGCAAAGGAGCUAACAGACAACGUGGCCCCUCAGGAGACACAGAGGGAGGGACCUGACUCACACCACACACCUCGCAAAGUCAGCAUCUCAGAGGAGAAAUGUGAAAUAGAGAACAAUAGAGCCACGGAGACAUUGAAAUCUGAGACGCUACAGGUCGCUGGUGUUUCAGAGAAGCCCAUCCUGUCCGAAGAGGAGGUUGAGCGGAAGUCCAAAUCCAUCAUUGAUGAGUUUCUGCACAUUAAUGACUACAAGGAGGCAGUGCAGUGUGUAAUGGAGAUGGAUCAGCCCUCUCUGCUGUUUGUGUUUGUGCGCAUGGGUCUGGAGUGCACACUGGAGCGCAGCCAGAAAGCCAGAGAGCACAUGGCACUGCUGUACUAUCAGCUUAUUCAGAAGGGCAUCAUACCCCAUUCCCAGCUCUACAAAGGGUUUUCAGAGAUGCUGGAGCAGGCUGAUGAUAUGGCCAUAGAUGUUCCCUUCAUUUGGCUUUACCUGGCUGAGCUGCUCAGUCCUUUGCUGAGAGAGGGAGGAAUCAGUAUGAGAGAGCUGUUCAGUGAGUUAAGUAAACCGCUACUCCCUGUGGGAAGAGCUGCCAUCUUAUUUUCUGAAAUACUGCACCUACUAUGCAAACAAAUGAGCCAUAGGAAAGUUGGAGAUUUGUGGAGAGAGUCUGGGCUGAACUGGGCCGACUUCCUGCCUGAGGGAGAACAUCUUCCUACCUUCAUCUCACAACAGAAGUUAGAGUUUACUGUGUCAGACGUCUCCCCUGUGUCCCCGGCCACAGCUAAACCCAGCCUCAGUCCUGAGGAGCUAUUUAAAGAGCUGGAGCACCUUCUGCUGGAAGACAUGGCUAGUGAUGAACAGAUCUUCGACUGGGUCGAGGCUAAUUUGGACGAAUCUCAAAUGAGUUCCUCUCCAUUUUUGAGAGCUUUAAUGACAGCUGUUUGUAAAGCAGCAGUUAAAGAUGAAAGCACAUCCUGUAGAGUGGACACUGCUAUCAUCCAGAGACGCCUGCCUAUAUUACAUAAGUACCUUAACUCGGACACCGAGCGGCAGCUGCAAGCACUUUACGCUCUUCAGUCUUUGAUUGUCGCACUGGAUCAACCACCCAAUCUACUCCGAAUGUUUUUCGACUGUCUUUACGAUGAGGACGUUAUUUCGGAGGACGCUUUCUAUCAGUGGGAAACGAGUAAAGACCCAGCGGAACAGCAGGGAAAAGGCGUAGCGCUGAAAUCGGUCACCGCUUUCUUCACCUGGUUACGUGAGGCGGAGGAGGAGUCUGAGGAUAAUUGACACAAGCAGGUGGCCGACGCCCAGACACCCCCUACUGACACGAACACAAAAAUGCAUCCAAACUAAAGGAACUUUGACUUUGAAACGCUGGCUAACUUGAGCUGGACCUCUCUACGAAGCGGAGGGAACACUAAAUACUUGUAUCAUAUAUAUAGAAAAUAUUUUUGUUUUAAAAUUUGACUUUUUUUUUCUUUUGUUACUUUUAAAAGAAGAGACUUGAGAUAGGUUCUGAACUCUUUAAUUUAUUAUUUUUUUAAGAGACUGCAAGUAUGGAGUUCUAUGUAACAUUUGCAGGCAAAAAAAACAUUGAUAGAAAUAACAGAAUAAACCUGUAUCAUAACAAUAAUAUUAAGUUUGUUUAAAUGUGUCAGCAGCCUCCCUGGAUUCAUGUGAUGCACUUCAAAACAAAUCAAAUAUUUCCUCAGAAAUGAAAAAGAAAAAUGCAUAACAUUUUUGGCUCAAGGUGGGGGCUGCUCCAGGAUUGGCUAAUGUUGCUGAAGGUUAAGGCUGUUUUGAGAAACACCCGCCACUGGUUCUUCUGCUUUGGCUUUUGCUCAACGGACUUUCCGAAUAACAUGGGAAACACGGUAAAAAUGAAUAUGCAUCCUGAAUGGAAUAAAAAUUCAGACAUCGUCAUCAAAUACCUGUAUGCAUUAAAGGUGAAAUGCAAACACUAAUGCAAGUCGGAAAAUGACCAGGUUUGCUCAGUGUACUUGUGAUGAAGAACUACAGAGGAAAUGUAAAGCUUGUAAAUACAUUAAAGAGA
Molecule: messenger RNA, 5995 nt
Organism: Sinocyclocheilus grahami
Lineage: Eukaryota; Metazoa; Chordata; Actinopteri; Cypriniformes; Cyprinidae
Product: eukaryotic translation initiation factor 4 gamma 3-like
Exons: 32
Coding region: 484-5229 (1581 amino acids)
Cellular component (GO): eukaryotic translation initiation factor 4F complex
Molecular function (GO): mRNA binding; protein binding; translation initiation factor activity
Source: RefSeq, a predicted model, not a curated record